AUGGCGAUCCUGGUGCUGUUUCUUUUAUCAUCCACGAUCCUCGUCCACGGAUACAGCAAAAGCAACGACCCGAACGACGAGCCUUUCCUCCCCAUAUAUCCAGUGUACCCCUACAAUCCGAAGCUGAUAAAAAGAGGAGCCGACAGGGAAGUCAUCACGCAAUUGUCUCCAGAGCUGUACGCGCCAAAACUCGAUGCUAAGGACUCCUACAGUGCUAGUUACAGCACGAACUAUCCCAGGGAUCCCUACUACCCUAAUUACAAUCCGUAUCCAAAAACUUCCAGCUCUCCAUCCGGCUACUCUUACUACGGUUCUCUUCCAUACACGUACCCGACCUCAGCGUAUAACGGGUACAACUCAUACUCGACGCCCUAUUCAGUGGCUCCACCUUCGUACUCGCCGAUGCCUUACUCCACCUCUUAUCCUAAUUACUAUUACCAACCCCCUUACUAUUAUCCCAAUUAUUACGCUCAACCCAUGUACGCGCCACCCGCACCGCCACCACCGGGCGCAGAUUAUUCCAGCGACCUCUAUUCUGAGUCGGAGAACGAGAAGAGUAAAGAGAAGAAGCCGAGCAGCGAGAAAAAAUACAAAAACAACGACGGAGAGCAAGAACCUGCCAACAACCAAUACAUCGACGGAGGGAAUUACAUUUCCAGCAACUCGAAGGACCUGGACAGUCAACCUAGCACUUACAAAGCUAGCAGUCCGCAGAAUCAAUUGGAGCAAAUGACCGAUCUUCAUCUGAAGAAUAUUCCGAUUCCUAUACCAAAAACGACCUACAGAGUAGUCAGUGUCGCUGGACAGCCCGUGGGACCUGAUUAUCCUCUACCAGCUCCUUAUGUCAAGGCUCAACAGAUAGAAGAACUGAUGAGUCAAACCUGGGCGAAGAUGCUAGCUCAGAAUUUGCAACAGGCUCCGCAGUACCCUACGAAUGAUGGAGGCAAGAACAAUGGAGGACAGUAUAACCAGAAUAAGGAUUCACAGAGAUACGUUUCGGUGCCUAACGUCAUUGCCAAGGCUGGACUGGCUUAUGUAGUGAAUCCUAGCAUUCUUGGAAAACUAAAUAUUGGUAACAUCGCUGGCCAAGUUGCUCAGGCCCCGACAACCCACUUGAAGAACAUCAAAUAUCCCCCGCCUAUUCCAGGCGUCUACACCGCAGUGGAGAAGCCUGUGAAGGAUCAGGUGGACUUGAACGAGUACGAGAAUUACGAGAACUCGUCGCCUCAGGGAUCCCAGGAUUACGACAGCUCUCUAAGUCAGAACGAGAAGCAGACGCAGAAUUACGAGAACGAUCAAUCUUAUCAGAACCAGAACUACGUGACCGUGCAGACACCUCGGGGAUACAGCUAUCAGUAUAGCAGUUACAAUCCGUCACAGACGACGGGCCAACAACAGCAGCAGUAUAAAACUAACUUGGACGACGUGAAUUUCGGUAGCAAGACGAAGAAAGGGUAG
Molecule: messenger RNA, 1458 nt
Organism: Nomia melanderi (Alkali bee)
Lineage: Eukaryota; Metazoa; Arthropoda; Insecta; Hymenoptera; Halictidae
Source: RefSeq, a predicted model, not a curated record